Messenger RNA from Durusdinium trenchii, 2462 nucleotides. Lineage: Eukaryota; Dinophyceae; Suessiales; Symbiodiniaceae. The record is from the annotation of a GenBank genome assembly.
GAUCGCAAGCGUUGCAAGUCCAAAUCUCCCAACGACCUGCUGCGAUGUCUGUCGGAGUCUUUUUGGAAAAAGCUCGCUCGCGCGUUUUCUCUCGGCGGUGCGAGUCAUCGUCAUCGUCACGUCACGGAGGAAGAGCUGAAAAUGUCGAAGAAGGCCUUGCUGCAGCACGAGUUGAUUUUCUUGGCCAGGGCUAUGAGCUUUGCCGGUGCUGGCUGGAGCAACCUGCUGCAGAGCAAGUGGCCGGUCUUCGGCAUCCUGCGCCGGGUGCGUGAGCGACUCUUUCAGCCAGGCAUGCCAGCACAGAGCAACACCAACAGCUACUACAAGCAGCUCGAUGCGUCUGCAGACACGUCUUUGGUUCUAGCCUUGUCAAACCUCAACUCCUCGGAUGAUUGCCUUGCGGCCGUGACGGCACGUUUGCACUUGGCGCUGCUGGCGGAGGCAACGCCGGACGUGUCUGGCUUCGCACAGUCGCCGCAGGCGCAAUUGGUGGAUGCCGCCGAGCAGGAAGCGGUGCGCUGUGAUCGGAAGCUACUGCCCAGGCUACAGAGGCUUCUCACUAGUCGGGCGCCCAUCCUGAAACUGCUGCACGAGAUUUGGCAGAAGUUGCGGCCACGAGGUUGGACACAUUUGGCCGACCAAGCGUUGGCUCGAAAGCCCACGUCUCUCACGCUCAACGCUUGCUUGUGUGAAUUGGACUGGCAGUUCGAGCUCAUGAACGGGAGCCACUCGAAGAUGACUUUGGCUGCUGUGACCCCUAUGGCACGAAGGACUUCUUCUGCCGGACUCAGCCUGGGUGCUAUCAGGCCUUCGACAGCUGCUUUCCGCGCAAGCCGAAGAUCGGGGGCCCAGGCCUCGCAUCGUUGGCGGUAGCCCAAAUGGAUUUCCUGCGCCACAAACGGGGAGGUGGUGGCCACGACGACCUCUCCAAGUGCAAGCAGAUUGCUGAGGCGGUUCGAGGAAGGCCCACUGAGACUCAGGUGCUCGAUGUCGGUGCUGGCACCGCACCCUGCAAGCCCUUCAUUCGGUCCUUGGGCUACACAUACACAGCGCAGGAUGCGAUGGAAUACGCUGGCGCGGAAGGCAUGGCUGGGUCUGUGUUCCUGCAUGGCUAUGCGGACAUCGAUGUGGUGUCGGAUAUCACUGCGAUGCCUUUACCCAACAACUCCUUCGAUGUGAUCAUUUGUACUGAUGUACUGGAGCAUGUGCUUUUUCCACGAGAGGCGGUGCAUGAAAUUGGACGGCUUCUGAAGAGACUGGAGGAAUGGCCUUUUUUUCAAGUUCCUUUCGGAGGAGCCCUCCACAACUUACCGCAUCACUACUAUGCUGGUUUUACGCAUUUGUGGUUUGAGAACAUCUCGGCAGAGAUUGGACUGGACCCAGCUUGGGGGUAUCAUUUCGAGACCUUGGGCAAACGAAUCCAACGAUCCUUGCAAUCAGAGGAAUGCCUGACUGGGAUCUUCGGCGGCUCCUCCGCAGCCGCCUGGAGACAUCAUGUCGUCUCAGAUCUGCCCGCGAUACUGGAGCACUUGCGAGCCUGCCAGAGCAGCCCCGAAGGCGCUGUGGAUCAGGCGUUCCCCUCAGGGAUCCGCGCAGUGCUGGUGAAAAGUGGAGCGCGCAGUGGAGCACGCACCAUGGCCCCCCGUUCGCGCCUGGGAGCGCUGGCGGUGCUGGUGGCGCUGGCACUGGCGCCGUGCUUCAUUGCGAAUGGCAGCGGUGGAAAGGGGCCACGAGCCAUGGAACGUGGCAAGAUGCCUUCACUUCGAGCCCUGAGACUGGACAUGCCAGUUCAGGAGAUGAUCGAGCCAGUGACAGACUUUGCCGGCAACGGCACUGCGUUCGUCCUGAACUCCAAGUUGCUGUCCAACUCGGACCCCGCCGAGACGCAACGCUUCGACAUUCCCGGUUUCAGCCCUGGCUUCGUGGUUGAUGGUGUCAUCAGCACGGAAGACUGUCAGAAGGUGAUCCACAUUUCCGAGGAGAUUGGUUUCCGGACUCGCUGGAGUCAAGUAGGGGCCGUGACCUUGUUCAUGCCAGAGGACUUCUCCAACCGAAUCUUUGAGAGACUGAAGCCCUUCUUGCCCAAGCACUUUGGUGGCCGACCUAUUGGCAUCCAUCGUCGCUGGGCGGUGCUGAAGUACGAGAAGGGCCAAUAUCUGAACCCACACAUCGAUGGCCACACCCCUGGGACUGUGCACAUACCAGGAACGGGACUCCAAAAGGAUACGGGAACCCGCUCGUACAUGACCUGCCUCUUCUGGCUAAGUGAUGAAGUCGAAGGUGGUGAGACAGUGUUCACAUAUCCACAGGGUGGCAUUUGGGUGGCUAUUCCACCCAAGACGGGGGCUGCCUUGUUGUUCUUCCAUGGCCAGAAUGCAGUGAACAACCCCAUGCACUAUGGAGGCGAUGUGAAAUCUGGGGUGAAGUACUUGGUGCGCUCCGACAUUAUCUACAAACCCUAG